AUGUCUGGCCUCAAGAAACGCAGUCCUCCAGUUGGAGUUAGUAGCAGAAAUGAUGGCGCAGAUGAUGCCCCUCUAGCGCCAACGACAAUCGACAAGCAUAGUUCACACGACAUCUCGCGGCCGCUCACUAAUUUUCGUGGCCGGCGCACAUACUCGGAAGUGGUGGUGGAGUCACUGGAAGGCGACAAAUGUAUGGAUGCUACAAGUUCGACGUCCGACGCGGAACAUCCGCAGUCAUCGCGACUUUCUAGAGGCUUAUCAGUGAUCUGGCAGAUUCCUGAUACGGUCACUUACUACUACGGGAAUCCUUUUGUGGAGAAAACAGAAGGAAUCCUCCACUUCUUCAAGUAUAAUGAUGAACGCUUGGGUCGAGAAGUUCACUGUCGAAUGCUUUGUAUGCUAGCUGUACCAUCACAGAUCACGCUCAGGGAAAUUCUCCUCUUCAUAGGUCCCGGAAUGCAGACGAUAGAACGAAUAAAAAUCAUCAGGGAUUCGACUCCAAAUGAAUAUAUGAUUAUUCUGAAAUUCAAAACUCAUAACGAUGCUGUCGUUUUCUACGACGAGUUUAAUGGGACGCAAUUCAAUAGCUUGGAACCAAACCGGUGCAGAUUGCUGUUCGUGGACAAGAUAGAAUGCGUACGUUUCAGCGGUUUUGUUAUCAAGGAUGUUAAUAGGACUACGGUUUUAUAG
Cooperia oncophora is the source of this 690-nucleotide messenger RNA. Lineage: Eukaryota; Metazoa; Nematoda; Chromadorea; Rhabditida; Trichostrongylidae. The record is from the annotation of a GenBank genome assembly.